This is a messenger RNA of Saccostrea cuccullata (small rock oyster), 1830 nucleotides long. RefSeq names its product mucin-5AC-like. The transcript is spliced from 20 exons. The record is from RefSeq and is a predicted model, not a curated record. Lineage: Eukaryota; Metazoa; Mollusca; Bivalvia; Ostreida; Ostreidae. Bases 64 to 1830 code for a protein of 588 amino acids.
UGUCCCCCUGUCCUGGCCUGCUUAUCUUCAGUAAGGAUCAGAAAGUCACUAGAGCGGCCAGCAAUGAGACCAAUCUUGGUACCCAGUGUGUUGGUACUGACCAUUUUUCUGCUGUGCAUAGCUCCGACAGAUGCCCGCUGCUUCACAAACUGGCGUCCAUACCGCGACGUCAGGUGCUAUGUUGAGAUCGUCAAUCAUCGCUAUUUACUCCGGGCUUGUCCUGCGGGCGAAUACGUAAAUCCAGCUACAUGCUAUUUGGAGAGGAAACCAAGCCACGUAAAAACGGAACACAGAACAGAUUGUGAUCAUGCUUUGCGUGGUGAAGCAGUUUAUGUUUCCUGGAGUGAUUUCCAUACUCACAAAACAACGAUUAAGACUACCACCACGACCCCCACAACAACGACAACACCAACAACGACGACAACAACACCAACAGCGACAACAACACCAACAACAGCGACAACAACACCAACGACUACAGCAACGACGACAAUAACAACGGCGACGACAACAACGACGACAGCAGCGACAACAACCACACCUGUACACGACAACGACACAUGUUACAGAAGUCAUUCAUAUUAUAGAGAUAUUUUUGACAACGCAAGGACAGAAAAUUGCUUUUCACCAUAUUAUGUUUUUACAAAACUGGAUUAUCUGCGGAAAGUUGAUCUCAGUUGUCUUUCAACUUUAGUUCAUGUGAUGGCGAGUCUUAGUUUACCCAGCUGUGGAUGUUCUGGCACCCAAAUAUCAUAUCCGUAUCGCGGGGAUAGCAGUAAUACGCAUUACUAUACGUGUAGGAAUAACCAAAUCUUUCAAGAGGUAAUGAACACAUACUUGACUGACCAACCUCAACAUUCUGGCGAAAGUAAAGUGACAACAGUAAAUUGUCAUAGUCGAAAUAAAGUCUGGAAAGAUCUACUCCGUUUACUGAAUGAUGGCACAGAAUGCUUUGUUGAUUUUGUCUAUCAAAUGGAUGUUGCCUAUUUUUAUAACCAUGAACCAAGCUGCCAAAAUGCUUGCCAGUCAACUGGAACUACACAGUCUCAGAGUACGUCUACACAGUCUACAAACCAUCAACUGUCCCAAAGUGAAAAAUACGAGGCUUACAAGAAGGGAGAAUGUCUAAGUGAACACACAUUAUGGUCAUUCCUUUAUUAUGAAGAUAAAUAUCCAGAGGGAUUGAACAGGAAACAACUGAUACAGAAGAUGGCAGCACUCUAUCCUUCCAGUUCUGAUGAUAAAUGUACUUGCACGAAAUCGUUCGAUUUACACUAUAAUGACUAUGGAACUCAAGAUAACACAGCCUUGUCUUGUUCGAGGAAUACUCAAAGCUCUGCAUACAGAGGUGCUAUAUCCCAUCUACUGGAUCAUAUGAAUUUUGUUCAACCAGCUCCCCAGCGCUGCCAAUCGCACGCAUCUGUUUGGCGGGAACUUAACGAUAUUCUACAAAACAACCAUGAUGGCGAACGUUGUGUGGAGAACCUUAUUCAUCAUUUAUAUGGUGCCGUAUAUCAACAAGGAGAUCCAUGUUCAUGUCAUGCAGAAAUGACAACAAAACCAACAACACAAUCAACAACUACAACCCAAUCACCAACAAUAAACACGACAACAACCACAACAGCACAAGCAGUAACAAACACAACUCUUCCACCGACAACUAAUGCCACCAUGAACACAAUCACAGUACCAACUAUAACAAUAACUAACGUGAAUUCUACUACAAACCCUCUACAAACAACUACAAUCAAUAAUACAACCAAUACAACAUUAACACCUUCCAACUCAACAUCACCAGGGACAACUACAGGCAGGUUAAUAGACACGUAA